Messenger RNA from Botrytis byssoidea, 1149 nucleotides. RefSeq lists its product as uncharacterized. Gene Ontology annotation, cellular component: nucleus. Bases 1 to 1149 code for a protein of 382 amino acids. The transcript has 3 exons. Gene Ontology annotation, biological process: positive regulation of transcription from RNA polymerase II promoter by galactose. Gene Ontology annotation, molecular function: DNA-binding transcription factor activity, RNA polymerase II-specific; RNA polymerase II cis-regulatory region sequence-specific DNA binding; zinc ion binding. Lineage: Eukaryota; Fungi; Ascomycota; Leotiomycetes; Helotiales; Sclerotiniaceae. The record is from RefSeq and is a predicted model, not a curated record.
AUGGAUACCCGAGUACCAAAAAGGCAGAAGAUGACAACGGCUUGUGCUUCCUGCCGAGGCCGGAAGAUCAAAUGUGAUGGUCAUCAACCAGUGUGCGGACCAUGUGAGAAAAGGUCCAAGUCAGUUUCUUGCACUUGGGCCACGGACUUUUCACGUGCUUCAUCAGCAUCUACAGAUUAUAUCAGACGUCUCGAAGAUCAAAUCAAAUUACUGGAAGCACGCAACAGACAAAGUUCUCAGAUCUCACCCAGCAGCAACCUAAGUUCAAAUAGUGCUUCCGAAGAAUUAUCAGUAGAGACAAUAAGUAGUCAUGGAGCUACUACUUCAGUUUCACCUGCAUCUGCGACGUGGCUUUCUACAAUUUCGUGGGAGGGAUACCCGUCAGUAUAUACGCCGGAGAUGAGCACCAAUCAAUGGCAGCCUAAUUCGGCUUCCACAUUCAGCCCAGGACUAGUUCCUUCAUUUCAAGAACUCUCAAAAAGCAUUGAUGCCGUGUGCACCUCUGGCAAUUAUCUCAGCCAUAACAACGUGGUUGGACAUAAUCACAGGACCAAUGUUAUCGACAAACCCUUUGUCCGAAAAUUCAUGCAGGAAGUGGAGAAGUUAGUCAUAGAGAAAAUCGGUGAUGCAUCAACACAUGCAUCAAAUAUUCAUGGCUUUGAUCUUAACAUUUCCUCAUCUCGAAUACCAACUCAUGAAUCACAGCAAAUGAAUCUGGACUACACUUUACCAACUAGGGAGCAAGCCGAUAGCCUAAUCACAUUGUAUUUUGAGAACUUCCAUGUUUUAUAUCCAUUCUUGGAUAAAUUGGAGUUCCGACAAGAGUAUGAGAAAAUUUGGAGCUGUGACAACUAUAAACUUGAUCAAGGAUCGUUGGUUUGUCUAAUAAACUCGGUAUUCGCUAUCAGCAGCCGUCAAACGAGGACAACAGUUUCAACCAUGAGGAUAUGGCUGCCAUCUUUUGCAGAAGAGCACAAGGAUUUCUCAACAUCCAAGAGUAUUCAGUCCGUUCAGUUCAGUCAUAUCUUCUCUUGGUCUUAUAUUUUCAAACCAUGGGCGAAUCUCGCACGUGCUGGUUAUAUGUUGGAAAUGCAAUACGCACCGCUCAGAUGCUUCAACUUCACUUACCCGAAACAAGCGAACGAAUAG